GGGAAAUUCAUCCGGAUCCACUUYGGGGCCACCGGGAAAUUGGCCUCGGCCGACAUCGAGACCUACCUCCUGGAGAAGUCCCGCGUCAUCUUCCAGCUGAAGGCUGAGAGGAACUACCACAUCUUCUACCAGAUCCUGUCCAACAAGAAGCCGGAGCUGCUGGAGAUGCUUCUGGUCACCUCCAACCCCUACGACUAUGGCUACGUGUCCCAGGGCGAGGUGACCGUGGCCUCCAUCGAUGACUCCGAGGAGCUGAUGGCCACCGACAGUGCCUUUGACGUUCUGGGCUUCACGGCCGAGGAGAAGGCCGGCGUCUACAAGCUGACGGGCGCCAUCAUGCACUUCGGCAACAUGAAGUUCAAGCAGAAGCAGCGGGAGGAGCAGGCGGAGCCGGACGGCACCGAAGAUGCCGACAAGUCCGCCUACCUGAUGGGGCUGAACUCRGCCGACCUGCUCAAGGGUUUGUGCCACCCGCGCGUCAAGGUGGGCAACGAGUACGUCACCAAGGGCCAGAGCGUCCAGCAGGUCUACUACUCCAUUGGUGCCUUGGCCAAGGCUGUCUAUGAGAAGAUGUUCAACUGGAUGGUGGUGAGGAUCAACAAUUCGCUGGACACCAAGCAGCCGCGGCAGUACUUCAUCGGUGUCCUGGACAUCGCCGGCUUCGAGAUCUUCGAUUUCAACAGCUUCGAGCAGCUGUGCAUCAACUUCACCAAUGAGAAGCUGCAGCAGUUCUUCAACCACCACAUGUUCGUGCUGGAGCAGGAGGAGUACAAGAAGGAGGGCAUCGACUGGGAGUUCAUCGACUUCGGCAUGGACCUGCAGGCCUGCAUCGACCUCAUUGAGAAGGUACCGCCCACCCAGGGCCGAGGGACGACCCCGAGGUGCCCCACGGGUGGCUUUGGGGCCACCCUGGCCAACGAGGUGUCCACCCUGGCCAACAAGGUGUCCACCCUGGCCAAUGAGGUGUUCUCUCCAGCCAAUGAGGUGUCCACCCCAGCCAAUGAGGUGUCCUCUCCGGCCAAUGAGGUAUCCUCUCUGGCUAAUGAAGUGUCCUCUCUGGCCAGUGAUGUGUCCUUCUUGGCCCAUGAUGUGUCCUCCUCAGCCAAUGAGGUGUCCUUUCUAGCCGACGAGGUGCCCACUUUGGCCAAUGAGGUGUCCUACCAAUGGCCAAUGAGCCAACAAGGCAUCUCCCCAGCCAAUGAGGUGUCCUCUCUGACCAAUGAAGUAUCUUCCUCAGCCAGUGAGGUGUCCUCUCCAGCCAACGAGGUGCCCACUUUGGCCAAUGUGGUGUCCUACUGGCCAAUGAGUGGACGAGGUCUCCUCCCUGGCAAUAAGGUGCCCUCCCUAGCCAAUGAGGUGCCCUCCCUAGCCAAUGAGGUGCCCUCCCUAGCCAAUGAGGUGCCCUCCCUAGCCAAUGAGGUGCCCUCCCUAGCCAAUGAGGUGUCCCCCUCAGCCAAUGAGCUCUUGGCCCACCUCUUCUCCAACUAUGCCGGGGCAGAUGCUGGUGGUGACAGCGGGAAGGGGAAAGGAGCCAAGAAGAAAGGUUCYUCCUUCCAGACCGUCUCGGCCCUGCACCGGGAGAACCUCAACAAGCUGAUGGCCAACCUCAAGACCACCCACCCGCACUUCGUGCGCUGCCUCGUCCCGAAUGAGCGGAAGGAGCCGGGUGUGAUGGACAACGCCCUGGUGAUGCACCAGCUCCGCUGCAAUGGGGUCCUGGAAGGGAUCCGCAUCUGCCGCAAGGGCUUCCCCAACCGCAUCCUCUACGGGGACUUCCGCCAGCGGUACCGYAUCCUGAACCCCGCGGCCAUCCCCGAGGGGCAGUUCAUCGACAGCCGCAAGGGCGCUGAGAAGCUCCUGGGCUCCAUCGACAUYGACCACAACCAGUACAAGUUUGGGCACACCAAGGUGUUCUUCAAGGCGGGGCUGCUGGGGCAGCUGGAGGAGAUGCGUGACGAGCGCCUGUCGCGCAUCAUCACGCGCAUCCAGGCGCGGGCACGGGGGCAGCUCAUGCGCCUCGAGUUCAAGAAGAUCGUGGAGCGCCGGGAUGCUCUGCUGGUGAUCCAGUGGAACCUCCGGGCCUUCAUGGGGGUGAAGAACUGGCCGUGGAUGAAGCUCUACUUCAAGAUCAAACCCUUGCUGAAGAGCGCGGAGACCGAGAAGGAGAUGCAGAACAUGAAGGAGGAGUACGGGCGGCUGAAGGACGCCCUGGAGAAGUCAGAGGCGCGGCGGAAGGAGCUGGAGGAGAAGAUGGUCUCCAUGCUGCAGGAGAAGAACGACCUUCAGCUCCAAGUGCAGGCYGAGCAGGACAACCUGAACGACGCCGAGGAGCGCUGCGACCAGCUGAUCAAGAACAAGAUCCAGCUGGAGGCCAAGGUGAAGGAGCUGACGGAGCGGCUGGAGGAUGAGGAGGAGAUGAACGCCGAGCUGACGGCCAAGAAGAGGAAGCUGGAGGACGAGUGCUCGGAGCUGAAGAAGGACAUUGAUGACCUGGAGCUGACCCUGGCCAAGGUGGAGAAGGAGAAACACGCCACYGAGAACAAGGUCAAGAACCUGACGGAGGAGAUGGCGGGGCUGGACGAGACCAUCGCCAAGCUGACCAAGGAGAAGAAGGCCCUGCAGGAGUCCCACCAGCAGACGCUGGACGACCUGCAGGCCGAGGAGGACAAGGUCAACACCUUGACCAAGGGCAAAGUCAAGCUGGAGCAGCARGUGGACGACUUGGAAGGCUCCCUGGAGCAGGAGAAGAAGAUCCGKAUGGACCUGGAACGAGCCAAGAGGAAGCUGGAAGGUGACCUGAAGCUGACCCAGGAGAACAUCAUGGAUCUGGAGAAYGACAAGCAGCAGCUSGARGAGAAGCUCAAGAAGAAGGAGUUUGAGAUCCACCAGCAGAACGGCAGGAUCGAGGAYGAGCAGGCGCUGGCUCUGCAGCUCCAGAAGAAGCUGAAGGAGCUCCAGGCCCUGUCCAACCUGGCCUCGGCCACCUCCAGCCAUGGGGUGUAUCCACUCCAUGGUGGCCUCGGCCCGUCCCCGCAGGUGGCCAUGGAGAAGGUGUCGCGCUCCAUGGAGGACCAGGCUGCCGAGCACUUGGCCAAGCUGGAAGAGACCCAACGUGUCCUCAAUGACGCCAACGCCCAGCGGGCCAAGCUGCAGACGGAGAAUGGUGAGCUGUCACGGCAGCUGGAGGAGAAGGAGGCGCUGGUGUCCCAGCUGACCCGYGGGAAGGUGUCCUACACCCAACAGCUGGAGGACCUGCGGAGGCAGCUGGAGGAGGAGAUGAAGGUGGGCUCAGGUGGUGGGCUGAGAACAUCUGGGGGCUCCAGGAAGAAGCUGGCGCAGCGGCUGCAGGAGGCCGAGGAGGCCGUGGAGGCCGUCAAYGCCAAGUGCUCCUCGCUGGAGAAGACCAAGCACCGGCUGCAGAAUGAGAUCGAGGACCUGAUGGCCGAUGUGGAGCGGUCGAACGCGGCCGCCGCCUCCCUGGACAAGAAGCAGAGGAACUUUGACAAGGUGGUGGCCGAGUGGAAGCAGAAGUUUGAGGAGUCGCAGACGGAGCUGGAGGCGUCGCAGAAGGAGGCCAGGACCCUSAGCACCGACCUCUUCAAGCUGAGGAACAUCUACGAGGAGUCCCUGGAGCACCUGGAGACCUUCAAGAGGGAGAACAAGAACCUCCAAGAGGAGAUCUCGGACCUCACGGAGCAGCUGGGUGCUGGCCACAAGUCCAUCCACGAGCUGGAGAAGGUCCGGAAGCAGCURGACGCUGAGAAGCUGGAGCUCCAAGCCGCCCUGGAGGAGGCUGAGGCCUCCCUGGAGCACGAGGAGGGGAAGAUCCUGCGGGCCCAGCUGGAGUUCAACCAGGUGAAGGCCGAGUACGAGCGGAAGCUGGGCGAGAAGGACGAGGAGAUGGAGCAGGUGAAGCGCAACCACCUGCGCGUGGUGGAGUCGCUGCAGACCUCGCUGGACGCCGAGACCCGCAGCCGCAACGAGGCCCUGCGGCUCAAGAAGAAGAUGGAGGGCGACCUCAACGAGAUGGAGAUCCAGCUCAGCCACGCCAAUCGCGGUGCCAACGAGGCCCAGAAGCAGGUCAAGGCUCUGCAGGGCUACCUCAAGGUACCUGUCCGAGGGGACGCCGAGCUCCUGAAGGAACCUGUAUAUGGGGAAACCGAGGCCCUGAAGGAACCUGUCCAUGGGAACACCAGCCUCAUCAACCAGAAGAAGAAGAUGGAGGGGGACAUCUCCCAGCUGCAGACCGAGGUGGAGGAGGCCGUCCAGGAGUGCCGCAACGCYGAGGAGAAGGCCAAGAAGGCCAUCACCGACGCGGCCAUGAUGGCGGAGGAGCUGAARAAGGAGCAGGACACGAGCGCGCACCUGGAGAGGAUGAAGAAGAACAUGGAGCAGACCAUCAAGGACCUGCAGCUGCGGCUGGACGAGGCGGAGCAGCUGGCGCUCAAGGGUGGCAAGAAGCAGCUGCAGAAGCUGGAGGGGCGCGUGCGCGAGCUGGAGAACGAGCUGGAGAAUGAGCAGAAGCGCAACGCCGACAGCGUCAAGGGGCUGCGCAAGUCUGAGCGGCGCAUCAAGGAGCUCAGCUACCAGACUGAUGAUGAUGAUGAUGACGAUGAUGAUGAUGAUGAUGGAGCCCCACUGUGA
Messenger RNA from Malurus melanocephalus (red-backed fairy wren), 4644 nucleotides. Its product is annotated as myosin-6-like. The record is from RefSeq and is a predicted model, not a curated record. Lineage: Eukaryota; Metazoa; Chordata; Aves; Passeriformes; Maluridae. Gene Ontology annotation, molecular function: cytoskeletal motor activity; protein binding; ATP binding. Gene Ontology annotation, cellular component: myosin complex. The transcript has 30 exons. The annotation marks the transcript as partial.